Carya illinoinensis is the source of this 1065-nucleotide messenger RNA. Its product is annotated as 1-aminocyclopropane-1-carboxylate oxidase 5-like. Bases 1 to 642 code for a protein of 213 amino acids. The record is from RefSeq and is a predicted model, not a curated record. The transcript is spliced from 2 exons. Lineage: Eukaryota; Viridiplantae; Streptophyta; Magnoliopsida; Fagales; Juglandaceae.
AUGGGAAUAAAAUCAAAUGACGUAAAUAUUCACAUAGUAAGACUAGGGUAUUACACUGAAUACCGAGCAGAACUGAAAAAAUUGGGCAUGAAGGUCAUGGAAGUGAUGGAUGAGAAUUUGGGGUUACCCAACGGAUUCGUCAAGAAAGCAUUUGAUGGUGAAGAAGGCAGUGCCUUCUUUGGCGCCAAGGCAAGCCACUAUCCCCCAUGUCCAAAUCCAGAGCUGGUGAAUGGUCUCCAAGCUCACACCAAUGCUGGAGGCGUCAUCCUACUUUUCCAAGAUGACAAGGUGGGAGGUCUUCAAAUCCUCAAAGAUCAUGGUAAAUGGACCGAUGUUCAGCCAUUGCCAAAUGCCAUUGUCAUCAACACUGGAGAUCAGAUUGAGGUCUUGAGCGAUGGUCGAUAUAAGAGUGUCUGGCACCGAGUUUUGGCCACACCAGAUGGAAACAGAAGAUCAAUUGCUUCAUUUUACAAUCCCUGCCUUAAAGCCACCAUAUCCCCUGCACCUCAGCUGGUGGAGAAUCUUAAGAAAGAGGUGGAUCAAGCUUACCCCAAGUUUGUGUUUGGUGACUAUAUGUCUGUGUAUGCUGAGCAGAAGUUCCUCCCAAAGGAACCAAGGUUCCAAGCUGUGAGGGCCAUGUAAGAAGCAAAAACAUUAAUCUUCCCACAAAAUUACAUACAUGAUAUAAAAUAUAUAUGGACUUUUUUUCCUUUUUUAUUUUAUUAUGGGCUUAGUGAUGAAGAUUUGCCAACAGGUAAAGGAUACCACUGGCUGCUUGUCUUCUCUGUACGCUCGCUGAGGUAGGACAGAAAGCUAAUGUGGGUAUUAGUGUGUUUGUUUACGAUUGCUAGCUGUUUUUCUUUCUUGUUAUGUAAUAAUGAGAUGCAUAAAUCCACAUGCCAUGGUCUGCUUUGUAUAAUAUAAUUAUAUAAAUUGAGCUUUUGGGUAGUUUCUUUUUCUUGCUACAGAUGAUGGGAUGCUAAAAUGAUCACCAUCUUAAUGUCGUUUUCUUUCAUUAGCAAUAAUAUAAAAGGACUGACCGUAAAUACAGUUCUUUUGAGUAUA